This is a messenger RNA of Gossypium raimondii (Peruvian cotton), 793 nucleotides long. Its product is annotated as signal peptidase complex subunit 2. Bases 84 to 659 code for a protein of 191 amino acids. The record is from RefSeq and is a predicted model, not a curated record. Gene Ontology annotation, cellular component: membrane; signal peptidase complex. NCBI's taxonomy places the organism in Eukaryota, Viridiplantae, Streptophyta, Magnoliopsida, Malvales, Malvaceae. The transcript is spliced from 5 exons. Gene Ontology annotation, biological process: protein targeting to ER.
CGACACUGCCAACUUCUCUCCUCACUCUCUAAUUACCAGUAGCGCCGUUUCCGUACAUUUCCCCUAAAAUCUCCAUAGACAAAAUGCAAGAAGUGAAGGCUGAGAUUGCAACCAAAAAUUCAAAGAAGGCAAAUCUAUUAGAUCACAAUUCCCUCAAACACAUCCUCGACGAAUCCGUCUCUGAGAUCGUUACGAGUCGUGGGUAUGCGGAAGACGUGAGGAUGAGCAAUGUCAGAUUAUUCAUUGGAACGAUUAUCAUUGUAAUCGCUCUAUUUGCUCAGUUUUACAAAAAGAAGUUCCCUGGAAACCGUGAUUUCCUCAUUGGUUGCAUUGUAUUGUAUAUAGUUUUCAAUGUAAUACUCCAGCUGUUCAGCUACAGAAAGGAAAAGAACGCAAUUAUGUUUACUUACCCUCCUCCUGGAUCCGUCACCAGCACCGGAUUGGUGGUCUCUUCAAAGUUGCCAAGAUUCUCUGAUCUUUAUACGCUUAGCAUAGUGAGUGCAGAUCCCAAAUCAAUAUCUGCAGGCAGACCGGUAGAGUUUACCAAAAGUGUUACCCAGUGGUUCACGAAGGAUGGAGUAUUGGUGGAGGGCCUAUUCUGGAAAGAUGUUGGAGCACUAAUUGAUGAUUAUGCAGCAGUACCUAAGAAAAAGAAGUGAUGUAAGAAGUAAGGUUUACUUUGAUAGGCUACUUGUUAAAACUGUGAAGCCCUGGUGUGGCUUUCCGAUAUAAAACAUGUUAAUUGAUGAUUAUGGGACCUAGAUUCUGAAUCCAUUUCGCCCAGCUUACAACA